This is a messenger RNA of Salmo salar (Atlantic salmon), 4488 nucleotides long. RefSeq names its product serine/threonine-protein kinase PAK 6. The record is from RefSeq and is a predicted model, not a curated record. Gene Ontology annotation, molecular function: ATP binding; protein serine/threonine kinase activity. Gene Ontology annotation, biological process: protein phosphorylation. NCBI's taxonomy places the organism in Eukaryota, Metazoa, Chordata, Actinopteri, Salmoniformes, Salmonidae.
CUCCAUAAUCAGAAUAUUGCUAGAGAGAGAGGAGGAACCCGCUUGGUCGCUCAUGAAUUGGUGUCUUGACAGUACAGACGGUCCAUUCCCUCCCUCUACCCUACCUAGUGCCUCCACUGAGAAAAGUCACACACUUGUCCAGUCCAAGGGCAAACGAAGUUGGUAGAAUGAUAAGCAAUUCAGUUCAGAGAUGGGGUAUUGGUGUCUGAAGCACAGUAGUUCAACUGUGGUCGAGAAUCACUAAGACCCCAGUGGUGGGUUAAGGGUAGACGGACAGACAGACGUUGGACAUAAAGCCCUCGCUCGUCCGGGAUUAAAAAGGGACUAAGAGAGGCAGAAGACACAAGACCACAGUAAAGACCACGGCAAAGACAGCCCUCCUUCUUCCCGCCCCUCGCCGGCUGUCUCGUCAUGUUCCGGCGGAAAAAGAAGCGGAGGCCAGAGAUCUCGGCACCACAGGACUUUGAGCAUCGGGUCCACACGUCAUUCGACGCAGUGCAGGGGUGCUUCGUGGGCCUGCCGCCCCAGUGGCAGAGCGUCAUUGACAUCCUGAGGAGGCCAAAACCGGUGGUGGACCCGUCCCGGAUCACCAAUGUGGAGCUCAGGCCCAAGAAGACCAUUUGUAGGGGGAGUUUCAUUGGACACGGAGACUACAUCUCCCACGUCAUCUCCGAGAUGACUCGUCUUACCGUCACCAGUUCCAACUCGCUUCGGAAGAGCAGUCCUUCGGCGCGGCAACGGGCACGCUCCAUGGGGCGCCUGGGCGACCUCGUCGAAGGGGACACGUAUCAGUAUGAGGAGCUGGGCCAAGAGACGCGUCAUAACGGCGGUAACAACUACUGGCAGGUACAAAGCGAGAGCGGCAGCCCAAAACUGGCUCUUAGGAAAACCUCCACCCUCCAGCCCAAUGGGGUACUGCCUCGGGCAAAGUCGACGCAUGAGAUGAGCACGGCGGCUGGGGAUAAACCUGCACCUCUGCCGAAGGGGCCAGUCCCCACGCCCCCUAGAGGAGGAGGCACAGGUCAUUAUACACGUAGCGAAUGGGCCGGACAUAUAAAUAGGCCGGGACAGCAGAUGGGGAUGCCGCAAAAGGGCAAGGUAGCCAAUCAGAGGCCGGCAUCCUGCUAUAACCUGCAGACCCUGCAGACGCAGCAGCAGGUCAACAUGAGGGUCAAGCCUGGGGUCAGUCAUCUGCCGGACCUUCUGACCUCCUCCAAGGAUACUUCUCCUCAGAGACCCCACUCGUCCUGUGACCUGAAGAUGAAUUCAUUAGGGCCCUCGGCCAUGUCCUUACCCAAUGGCACCAGCAGCCUGAUCGCAGGCCGAGGGCGAACCCACAGACCCUCACGCUCCUCCUCCAGCUACACCAUUGGAUUGUUAUCACCCAUAGUUCAGGGGGCUACCAUGCCCCUACUCCCCAAACAGGACAGCCCAUCCCAGCCCCGGCCUUCUCCCACGGGCUCCCCGGCCACCAGCUCAACAGGAACGGCCCAGCAGCAACAGCCCAAACCCAAGCUUGGGCCAGAGCCCGAGCCGGCCAAAGUGACCCAUGAACAGUUCAAGGCGGCCCUGCAGAUGGUGGUGGACAAGGGCGACCCACGCACCUCCCUGGAGAACUUUGUGAAGAUCGGGGAGGGCUCCACGGGGGUUGUGUGCAUUGCCCGCGAGAGGCAUAGUGGUCGGCAGGUGGCAGUGAAGAUGAUGGAUCUCCGUAAGCAGCAGCGCAGAGAGCUGCUCUUUAAUGAGGUGGUGAUCAUGAGGGACUACCGGCACAACAAUGUUGUGGAGAUGUACAGGAGUGCCCUGGUGGAAGAGGAGCUGUGGGUUAUCAUGGAGUACCUGCAGGGCGGCGCUCUAACCAACGUUGUGUCUGAAACCAGGCUGAAUGAAGAGCAGAUAGCCACCGUGUGCGAGGCUGUACUACAGGCAUUAGCCUAUCUCCAUUCCCAGGGAGUUAUCCACCGUGACAUCAAGAGUGACUCUAUACUGCUCACGCUGGAUGGGAGGAUCAAGCUGUCAGACUUUGGAUUCUGUGCUCAGAUCAGCAAAGACAUCCCCAAAAGGAAGUCCUUGGUUGGAACACCGUACUGGAUGGCUCCAGAGGUUGUGUCAAAGACGCCAUAUGGAACUCAGGUGGAUGUGUGGUCCCUGGGUAUCAUGGUGGUAGAGAUGGUGGAUGGAGAGCCUCCGUACUUCAGUGACACGCCAGUGGCAGCUAUGAAGAAACUGAGGGACGAGCCGCCACCCACAGUCAGGAACACACAGAAGAUCUCCCCUGUGCUGAAGGACUUCCUGGAUCGUAUGCUAACACGGGACCCCCAGGAGCGGGCUACCGCUAGCGACCUGCUGGAGCACCCCUUCCUGCUGCAGUGUGGCUCGCGGCAGUGCCUGGUGCCCCUAGUAGAACGAUACCGUAAGCGCAUGUCCCGCUGCUGACUCACCCAAACGCACAGGAUCCAUGAUGGCCGAAGAAUGGGCUGAUCCCCUGACGUCUGACCCUAGGUUAACAGGCAACCUGUCGCUCCAUCCACCGCAUUGGUAUUGAGUCUCAAUGCCCACUACAGGAAGUGGAUUUACUGUCACUCGGUGUGUGGAUGGAUAGAUAUGGAGUCGAUCAGAAAAGCCUCUCUUUCUUUAUCUUGUCCCUUUUUAUUUGCUCCUUUUCUCUGGAAUCCCUUCAGAUCCACAGGAGCAUCCUCGCUCCCUUGUUGGGCAGUGUAGGGCAGGAUGGAAUUGGAUAUCUGAAUUUAAGGAUUUGUUAAUUAAUUCUAUGCAAAAAGUGCAACAAGCCCCAAUGCAGAAUCACAGUGACCUGAUCACUGAUCAUCCCCACCAUCGCUGUCCAAUUUGUCUUACUGACUUUGAAAUGUAACAAUUACGACUGACUUUGGUACUAUACUUGUUCGGUAAUUCAUUCUGUUAAACAAAUGAAUGACCAGACCCUUUCUACCAGAUCACAUAGGGGUACCCCUGGACUUGAUAAGGGGAUGAUCUACAAAGUUGUCCCAAGCAGAAGCUUUGUUUUGGUAUUGCUGGAGAAACAUGUUUUUAUAGAAUUUCAAAAUGGAUAAAGUAUUUUGGGAUAUUGCAGAUAUGAAUGUGAGGAGUAUAGUAAAGAGUAAGACUGUACUAAGUAUAGUCAAUGUUCUAUUCUGGGACAGGUAUCCCUGGGAAAACACUAUUGUAAUCAGAACCGAUCACCUGUAUUUAAAGUAUAAAAAGGGAUCCGCCAUACUUUGGUUAAACAUGUUUUUGACAAAAUAGGCAUGCAAUAUAUUGAAAUGGAAUAUAACACGGACAUGAGGUAGUUCAAAAUCUCAAGUCCGGAUUGUUUUGUAGCCUACUGAUGUACCCCUGUUAGCUGACUAGCCUAUUGACAUACCCCUGUUAGCUGACUAGGCUACUGAUGUACCCCUGUUAGCUGACUAGCCUACUGAUGUACCCCUGUUAGCUGACUAGCCUACUGAUGUACCCCUGUUAGCUGACUAGCCUACUGAUGUACCCCUGUUAGCUGACUAGCCUACUGAUGUACCCCUGUUAGCUGACUAGCCUACUGAUGUACCCCUGUUAGCUGACUAGCCUACUGAUGUACCCCUGUUAGCUGACUAGCCUACUGAUGUACCCCUGUUAGCUGACUAGCCUUUUUCAUGUACCCCUGUUAGCUGACUAGCAUAUUGUUGUACCCCUGUUAGCUGACUAGGCUACUGAUGUACCCCUGUUAGCUGACUAGGCUACUGAUGUACCCCUGUUAGCUGACUAGCCUUUUUCAUGUACCCCUGUUAGCUGACUAGGCUACUGAUGUACCCCUGUUAGCUGACUAGCCUACUGCUGUACCCCUGUUAGCUGACUAGGCUACUGAUGUACCCCUGUUAGCUGACUAGCCUUUUGAUGUACCCCUGUUAGCAGACUAGGCUACUGAUGUACCCCUGUUAGCUGACUAGCCUACUGCUGUACCCCUGUUAGCUGACUAGCCUAUUGAUGUACCCCUGUUAGCUGACUAGCCUAUUGAUGUACCCCUGUUAGCUGACUAGGCUACUGAUGUACCUCUGUUAGCUGACUAGGCUACUGAUGUACCCCUGUUAGCUGACUAGGCUACUGAUGUACCCCUGUUAGCUGACUAGGCUACUGAUGUACCCGUUAGCUGACUAGCCUACUGAUGUACCCCUGUUAGCUGACUAGCCUACUGCUGUACCCCUGUUAGCUGACUAGGCUACUGAUGUACCUCUGUUAGCUGACUAGGCUACUGUACUGUUUGCCAACACUGGAUACCUAUGUAUUGUAGCUUUCUUAUGUCAACACCCAUUUUCACAUGCAUUUUUGUCCUUCAGAAUGUUCUGUAUCUGACCCUGUACAGCAGUUUAUAUUUUUCAUACACUUCAAAAAUGUGACUUCACUUUGCACGUUAGUACUUGGUAAGUACUGGUAAAGGACAAAACCUAUGAAGGUACUUCUUUACAUUUUUUAAAAUAAAUAUCUGUGAACAAAUUA